UAAAUACUUUCAUCAUAUGGGUUGGGUGAGGGUGCGCGUGUUGUGAACGUUGAUUGCUUUGACCGAUGCAUUGAGUUGUGUGUUUAAAGGUCAGGCUUGAAGGAGUCUAUGGUUGGUGCUGCGAAAUCAAAGCCAACAGUUUUGGAGUUAUCACUUCAGAUAAUGGAGAUGCAUCAGAGUAUCACAUCAACACUUUGUGGUUGUCAAUCCAACACUUGUUAUCUUCACAACAGAUAAGACAAGGCUAUUUUCCUUUUGUUAAACAAAUUUUACUGUUUCUCGCUGUAUUUCAAAACGAAUAUAGUUUAAUAUUUGCACAUAUGGAUUUCUUAAGUAGUUAAAACUGUAAAGGUGGAAUUUCUGAAGUAGGUAUAGGUAGAGUGGUGGACCGUCUCAUUUGUCUGACAGUGCACAAAUUUCCAAAGUGGCCAAGUCAAAUACUGGGGCAAAAAACAAAAAACCAGUCAAAUGAUGCCACUGAUGAAAACUGCAAGGUUAUAAGUAGGUAAUCAGAUAGCUUAGCUUCACAAAAGAGAAGAGAAAGAAACUGAAUCAUGGCCACCAACUCCAAACAGAGUGUGCAUAUGAAUCCAGGGCAAGGUGAAACGAGCUAUGCUCAGAACUCAGCACUUCAGAAAACAGCCCAGGAUAGGAUGAAGACUCUGAUAGAGGAGGCAGUCACAGGCUUAUGCACAAGCUCAUGUCCUCACCCAAAGAACAUGGUGAUCGCGGACUUGGGCUGCUCCUCCGGACCAAACGCGCUCACGCUCGUCUCUGCCGCCGUCGACGCCAUCCACCGCUACUGCGCGCAGCACGAGCAGCUGCCGCCGGAGAUGUGCGUGCUCCUGAACGAUCUGCCUGACAACGAUUUCAACGCCGUGGCGAAGAGCUUGGACACACUGAAGCACAGUGGUGAUGAAGCGCUCGCUCGCCCUACUGCUGUGAUCACCGGUAUGGUACCUGGGUCGUUCUACGAGAGGCUAUUCGCUCGUGGCUCCUUGCAUUUGGUUUGCUCGGCUAACAGCUUGCAUUGGUUAUCCGAGGCACCUGAAGAUCUCAAGAAGAGUAGAAUCCCGAUGCAUGAUAGUGAUGAACAGUUGAGAUCAUCAAGGCAUCAAAUUGUCGCGGAUUCUUAUGCUCGGCAGUUUAGGAAGGAUUUCAUGCGAUUCUUGAGCUUGAGGGCACAGGAGAUUGUCCCUGGAGGCCGAAUGGUUGUCUCACUGUUGGUCAAGCGCUCGGACAAACCUGACACUGAGUUAAUUCAACCAUGGACGCCGGCGGUGACGGCUUUAAGUGACAUGGCAUUAAGGGGUGUUAUCAGCAAAGAAAAGCUUGACUCCUUCUACAUUCCCUUGUGCUGCCCUAUGGACAGUGAAGUUAACAACAUCAUAGAGGAGGAGGGUUCAUUUGAGGUCAACAAGAUGAUGAUGCACGAUCCGUAUGACGGCACGGGCAAAGCCUUGCUCGAUCUGAAGAUGGUAGCCUUGCGCGUAAGAGCUGUAUUUGAGCCAAUAAUAGUGCAGCAUUUUGCAGCGUCAGAUGAAAUCAUGGACGACUUCGUCAGAGCAGUGGAGCGGCACUUGAUCAGUUCAGGGGCUCUGGAAGCUAGGCUGUCCGGCCAACACCCAUUUGCCUUCUUGUGUUUGUCUCUUACUAGAGCGAUGUGAUGAGACAGACGGGUGAUAGAUAAUACGGUGAUACCCUGCACCUUACGUGCAGCUACGCUUCUUGUCACCGUUGGCCAUGUCACCUCUGUCAGACCGCACGUCGUAGCUCAACACCAGACCCGAUACCGUCGUCUCCACUAGAUCUGCUUGAGCUGAGCUCACCGCCACCGGUGCUGGAUCAGCUCGGAUAGCACGCAAGUUGGCGCUAAGGUCAUCGUCGUCGCCAGGCCGCGCAUCGCUACUGCCGGGAUUUGGGGAAUUUGGAGCUUCGGUUGCUGGGAUUUGGGUCUAUGGUUAAGAGAGGAUUGGCAGGAGUACAAAAAAAAAUAUUACACAAAAAAGAUUCAAAACAUGUAUCAAGUGUAUAACAUGGCAUAGAUCUAAUUUCACGAGUGUUGCAAUGGAAUGGUUAUAAAUAGAGAAUUGUAACUAGUAAGCUAUAUUUUCCAAAGUAGUAAAUUUAUUGUGGCAUGUAUCCAAUAAUCUUUUUUUUUUGAGACGAUGUAUCCAAUAAUCUGAUUCACUUGAGAUGGCCAAAACUGUCCUGAUUAUGUUGCUCAACAUUAAGGAUGCACUUAUAUAGAAAGAAAAAGGAUUAUGCUUAAUUACAUGUAUAAGUGUAACUAUAAAUUUUUAGUCAUACGAAUGAAAACUGAAGGUACAUAAAUAUUCGUAUGACUUAUAUGUACGUAUUAGUUUGUACCAAUAUAGUGAUAAUAUGUUGCUGGUGCUAUUGUUAAAAAUU
Oryza sativa Japonica Group (Japanese rice) is the source of this 2412-nucleotide messenger RNA. NCBI's taxonomy places the organism in Eukaryota, Viridiplantae, Streptophyta, Magnoliopsida, Poales, Poaceae. The record is from RefSeq and is a predicted model, not a curated record.